GCUGGAGGUGAUGCAACUUAUCAUAGCAAAGCUGCAAAACGUCUCGAUCGUGACGUCCAAGACAACGUCGAGUCGGAGCUUGCGGAUAUAUGUGAAAAUCUGAACCUGACCUCGAGUCAGCGUCGCCAGCUUCUGACAGCGCUUGCAGAGCGGUCUCCAGUGCUUGCAAAAUCUUACCGGGAUGUCGAUGACGUGCCUGCAUUGCGGGAUAGGUUUUUACCUGGGCCGAGGAGAACAAGAAGAGAAGUGGAGGAGUGCUAUCGUGGAGGAAAACGGAGACGACCGCCCGACCUUGAGAAGAGUCGAACGAGCAGACGAGAGAUGGGCAGCAGCAGAGGCGGAAGCAAUAGUGAGGAGGUACUACGAGGAGAUCCCUUUUAGUAGUUGUGGUAGUGAUGAACAGAUCGCCAGGUUAAUAUCUCUCUCCUUCACUAUCACUACAGGCACAGAUUCUCAGCGAGGACGAGUCAUCCCCAAGUUCGUCUAGGAGUCAUCUUCACGGACCAGGCUACUACUCAAGCUCAACGACAUGCAGUAUCCCCGAACUCUGGCGCACCCUCGGGAAUAUCAAGCGCAAACGCUUAGAAGCCGAGGAACGCUUGAAGAGAGCAAAACAAGACAGUCAGUUGAGGUUUCGCUUGUUACGACAGGAUGUGGAGCAGUUUCUUCUAGCAGAAAACGAUGAAGAAAGCCAAGCAAAGUCUACAUCUAGUAUCGAAGAUGAACCACAGACGCCAUUUGCACGGGAAGAACACCGAAUCGCUGCAGACGAAGCCAGGCUGCGGGCUGAGAAGAGUGAGUUUCUAGCGCAGAUGCAGGAGUUGGAGAGUAUGUGUAUUCGGAGAAGCG
Amoebophrya sp. A25 is the source of this 849-nucleotide messenger RNA. Lineage: Eukaryota; Dinophyceae; Syndiniales; Amoebophryaceae. The record is from the annotation of a GenBank genome assembly.